Vicia villosa (hairy vetch) is the source of this 1157-nucleotide messenger RNA. RefSeq lists its product as uncharacterized. Bases 381 to 938 code for a protein of 185 amino acids. The transcript is spliced from 2 exons. Lineage: Eukaryota; Viridiplantae; Streptophyta; Magnoliopsida; Fabales; Fabaceae. The record is from RefSeq and is a predicted model, not a curated record.
ACCAUCUCCAUAACUUUCCUACUUCACUUCCCAUUUUCAACACACAACAUUUAUGCCUUCCCUAUUCAUUAUUUACUCUCCUACAUUAUGCUAUGACUAUUUAACCGUUGGACCACUUUUUAUCAGCGCAGGUUCGAACUCGCGACAUUUCACUUAUUCAUCUUUAAAAACGUGAAAUUUUAGCCACUAUUCUAUUUGACAAAAAAUGAUAUAAGUUAUUUUUUUAACUAUAUAACAGUACAAUACUGGUUUAAUAGUCUUUGUAUAUAUAAAUGCCAACAUGUUGUAACAGUUAUUAUUAUUAACUUCUAUAGUUUCAGUUUCUCUCAAACAUUGUUUUUCUUAUAACUCCUUCUACCAUGUUGUGGUUCUGAAAUCUCAUGGCAUGUUUAGAAAUGUACAACUCAGAGCACAAAGGUCAUCAUCAUCAUAAUCAAUAUCAUAAUCACAGCUUAUCAGUGAGUCCAAGAAUCUCAUUCUCAAAUGAUUUUGUAGACACCAAACAAGCUUCAAACCAAGAAAAAACCAUUACUAGAUCAGAUGGACCAGUUUCAACUGACUUUGAGUUUUCUGUUUCAAACUACUCAAUGAUGAGUGCUGAUGAACUUUUCUCCAAAGGAAGAUUGUUACCUUUUAAGGAUAGUAACAAGAAGAUUACUACUCUGAGGGAGGAACUACUUGUAGAUGAUGAUGAAGUUUGUGAGAGACAAGGUUUUUCUCUUAGGCCUCCAAAAGGGUCUUCUUCUACAACAAGGUGGAAAGGGUUUUUGGGUUUGAGAAAAAGUCACAUUGGUUCUAAGAAAGUUGAAAAGAGUGAAAGUGUUGAAUCAAGAAGAUCUGGUUUGGUCAAUGACAGUGCAAGGCUUAACAUUACAACUUCACAGGAGAUUUUGAUUGAAGAAGGGUCAAAUUGCAGUGACUUUGAGUUUGGAAUAUAGAUCAAGUAAUUGAAUUUGUAGAGGAAGUGUUGUUGGGUUGAUGGUGGAAAUUAGAUUAAGGAUUUUUUUCUUUCUUUUAGUUCCCACAUUUUUGUCCUUCAGCUAUUCGGAUUAAUCAAGGUUGAAUUUAUGUUAUAAUGUUUGUUAUUAAUUGUGAGUUACUAUGGUUCUUCUACUAUCAAGGUUAAAUAUAAUGAAAUGCUUAAUUAGAAUGAUAAA